Messenger RNA from Exophiala viscosa, 1441 nucleotides. Its product is annotated as protochlorophyllide reductase. The record is from RefSeq and is a predicted model, not a curated record. Lineage: Eukaryota; Fungi; Ascomycota; Eurotiomycetes; Chaetothyriales; Herpotrichiellaceae. The transcript is spliced from 2 exons. The coding region runs from base 208 to 1413 and encodes 401 amino acids.
GCGCCAUGACCCGCUCAAAGGCCGUGAUCUCCUUUUUGUGAUGUCUGUGGGUUGUGCUGCUUACCAUUGACAACGCUGAGUUCACAGAACGUGGAAGAAAAAACGGUGACGCGCACGUAUCUGUCUCUAACGUGUAAAUGUGCAUGCCAAUUGGGCCGCUCCACGGUAAGUCGCAUACCCUGCGAAUGAUAAGGCACUGUAAAUUAUAUGGCCGGCCUCUACCAUUUGACACGGUGUUCUAGACUCACUCAUAUCGUCAAGCCACCCACAGCAAAAUAUCUUACGCCUUGUUUGACUUUGUCCUCUCGAAUCCAGCCUCGCCAUUACAGUAGUGAUAACCUUAGGAAACCGUCGCCUGUCAUGGAGACCGUCACUGGAGCCGUCAGGAAUGUCCAGACCACUAUCACCGAGAACAUGGGCGGUAUUGCCCAUAGCCUCGCCAACAAAGAAGAACAAUUCGAUCUCAGCAAAGACGUCCCAGAUCAGUCAGGCAAAGUCGCCCUCAUCACAGGUGGAAGUGAAGGCAUCGGCUUUGCCACAGCAUACACCCUUUUGAAAGCUAACCUCGCCAAACUCUUCAUCAUCUCCCUACACGAAGACGUGGUCGACAAUGCCGUCGAAGAAAUCAAGAAGGAUCUUGGUUCCCAGUAUGCCGACAAAGUCGUCUGGCUACCAUGUGACAUGUCCGACCUCAAGGCCGUCACCGAAGUCGCCAAGAAAGUCCGCGAUCAAACCGACCGACUGGACAUCCUAUGUCUCAAUGCCGCCCGUGGCAUCAUGACAUACCAACUCACAGAGUACGGAGUGGACCGACACUUUGCAGUCAACCAUCUCGGCCACGUCACACUCACAUCACACCUACUACCACUACUCAAGAAAACCAGCAAAGACAGUACUGUACGGAUUCAGAUCCAGGCGUCCAACGCGCACGAGCAAACGCCCGAAGACACCAAGUUCGCCAGCCUCGACGAGUUGAACAGGGACCUAGGGCCUAUGCCUCAAUAUGGCCGGGCCAAGUUGACUGGCAUCCUGUACGCGCGAUACCUGGAUGCACAUCUGCAUGCGGAGCAUCCUAGUAUCUUGAUCAACGCGACGCAUCCUGGUGUCGUUGAGACAAAGAUGUCUGCUGAAGAUAUCCACGAGCCAUACCCCGUGCGCGGGUACGCAAUGUCAGUCGCCAUGAAGCCGCUUAAGAAGGACAUCUGGAUGGGAUGUGUAAGUACCGUGUAUGCCGCAUCUGCGACGGAGAAGUCAGGAGAAUAUAUUUGUCCGCCGGCAACCCCGGAGCCCGGAAGUGAGUUGGCACGAAAUAAGCAGUUGGGGGAGCAGUUGAUGAAGCUGACGAGGGAGAUUGUGAAGGAGAAGUUUGGAUCGGAGAGCGUCGAGAAGGGGUGUCCUCUGAAAGAUUAUUGAUCACUCCGAGCAUAACGGCGAGAUUUCA